Molecule: messenger RNA, 297 nt
Organism: Anisakis simplex (herring worm)
Lineage: Eukaryota; Metazoa; Nematoda; Chromadorea; Rhabditida; Anisakidae
Source: the annotation of a GenBank genome assembly
GUGAAAGUGGUAAAAUUGCAAGAUGAAUUGGAGACGGAAAAGUGCGAAGAUGUUGCCACACAAGUGCAAAAUUAUAGAGCAUCAUUGCUGAAAAAAAUGGAAGAGAAAUUAGAUGCGCUCAAUGGAGAUGUUUCUUCGAAGAGUAAAAAACAUAAAGAGAAACCAAGAAAACGUUCACGAAGUCGGAAGAGGGACGAGAAGAGUAAUAGGGAAAGAACGCGAGGAGGUACGGAUGGGGAACGAACUAGAGAUCGAGAUCGCGAUAGAGACGUGCCGAGGACGAAAGAAAAGGUUUGA